Carica papaya (papaya) is the source of this 783-nucleotide messenger RNA. RefSeq names its product acyl carrier protein 1, chloroplastic-like. Gene Ontology annotation, biological process: fatty acid biosynthetic process. Gene Ontology annotation, molecular function: phosphopantetheine binding; acyl carrier activity. The record is from RefSeq and is a predicted model, not a curated record. Lineage: Eukaryota; Viridiplantae; Streptophyta; Magnoliopsida; Brassicales; Caricaceae.
ACCUUCUUCGUCUUCUCCGCUUAAACCCUUCUCUCUCUCUCUCUCUCUCUCUCUCUCUCUCUCAAAGGAAAAGCCUGAGAAUCUCAUAACCUUCUUUCUCCAUCAAUGGCUUCAGUUUCCGGAACUUCGAUCACCUUAUGCUCAUUCUCAUGCUCCUUCAGGCAAAACCAGGCAUCUCCUAGGAUCUCUAGUCUCCGAUCAGUUUCACUUCCUAUCCAUGGGAAAAGCUUUACCUCUCUUAGGCUGCAGCCAGGACGCUCUCGAUUUCAAGUUUCAUGCGCGGCCAAGCCAGAGACAUUGAACAAGGUGUGCGAAAUAGUGAAGAAGCAACUUGCAUUACCAGAAGACUCUGCAAUCAGCGGAGAGUCAAAGUUUGCAGCACUUGGAGCUGAUUCUCUUGACACAGUUGAGAUUGUGAUGGGACUUGAGGAGGAGUUUGGAAUCAGUGUGGAAGAGGAGAGUGCACAGAGCAUUGCCACCGUUCAAGAUGCAGCCGAUAUGAUUGAAGAUCUCAUGAAGAAGAAGAGUGCUUAAAGAAUAGGUUAGCCUGGGGGAUUAGAUCGGCAUAGUUCCGUUUCUCAUCUUUCUUAAUCUCUAGGUGUUAAUCUUGGUUUUCGUUGCACUUUCUUGUUUCACUUUUAAUUUAUAUGUAGGAUGGAAGUCUUAUGGCUUCUUUCUUCUUGUGCUAAGUGUAUUGGCUUGAAUAUGUCAUAAAAAUAAUUUCAUUUUAUACAGAAUCUAUACGUAUUGAAUAAAUAAGCUGAACGACAUUUUUAGUUCUCA